Molecule: messenger RNA, 455 nt
Organism: Mytilus trossulus (common blue mussel)
Lineage: Eukaryota; Metazoa; Mollusca; Bivalvia; Mytilida; Mytilidae
Product: fucolectin-2-like
Exons: 3
Coding region: 1-429 (142 amino acids)
Source: RefSeq, a predicted model, not a curated record
AUGGAUGCUAGAAAACCAGCAAAAAAAAAGCAACAAAGCUCAUGGCAUCUGAAAACACAUUCCUGGGGAAAUUAUGUGUGCUGUGCAUCUGAAUAUGCGAAUGAUGGAAAUCCAGCAACCUACUCACAUACCAACCAUGACAAUUUACCAUACUGGUGGGUAGAUCUAGGAAAAGUGUAUGAUAUAAAGUGGAUUGAAAUUAUAAACAGACCAGAUCUUGCUGGGCAACGUCUACGUAACGCGGAUAUCACAGUUGGGUCAACUUUGAAAGAAAUGUCCUUAUGUGCAUACUAUAAAGGGCCAGCAAAGCUCGGGGAGCAUCUUUUUUCCCAAUGUAACCAGCAAAUGAGUGGCCGCUAUGUCAAAGUGACCAUCAGAGCCAAGGACUUCCUUCAUUUGUCAGAAGUAAUGGUGUUUGCAACAGAGUAAUUUUUCAAUAAAUUAAACUCUAAAUU